Drosophila arizonae is the source of this 1226-nucleotide messenger RNA. Its product is annotated as ras-related and estrogen-regulated growth inhibitor. Gene Ontology annotation, molecular function: GTPase activity; GTP binding. The record is from RefSeq and is a predicted model, not a curated record. Lineage: Eukaryota; Metazoa; Arthropoda; Insecta; Diptera; Drosophilidae.
GUACAAAUUCGUUAGUCGUACAAAUCGCAUGACUUUGCGGGCAAAACUAAGAGAAACCAAAACAGCGAGCAACAACAAGAAUAAAAGACAUUUUCAGCAGAUCAGCUGAAAAUUACGGAUUGCCAAACUAAAUAAAUAAAUAAAUCAAGGAAUCUUCAUAGUUUUUGUAUAUAGCUGAAGACAUGGAACAGUGCAACGUGCAUUUCAUAAUUUAGAGAGACUAUUAUAUAAAUUAAAUGUUCAUCUAAGCGAAGACAACACACUCCCCUUAGUUAAUUAAAAAACAAUUAAAAGGAAGGAACCACAUCUCUAGAGUUUAAAUGUAAUUUAAGGCCAAUUCUUGGCGCUUGUUGUGAUAUUCGCAUAAUUUUUCAACGUGAAAACAGACAACGGAUAUAUAGCUAUUGGCGUAUUGGCCAAAAACAAAAUAACAGAAAAAGAAAAAUAUAAAUAUAAAUAUAUAUAUACAUAUAUACAUAUAUAUUGAGACAGAUAGAUUCGCAUCAAUAUAUAUAUUCAAAGUGAAUACGGUAAACUGGGCUAUUUCAACAAACGGAGAUGACGACGCGCGGCAUACGGCGUAAAAAGUCUACGCUGACAGAAUUGAAAAUCGCAGUUAUUGGCGCGCCCAGUGUUGGAAAGAGCGCUUUAAUUGUGCGUUUCUUAACGAAGCGUUAUAUAGGCGAAUACGAUCAUCAGACUGAGAAUCGAUACAAGCACGAGUCCAUGGUGGAUGGUGAGCCGGUGCUGUUCGAAAUACUCGACACAUGUCCCAAGGCCGACGAUGAAUACCCCAAUGCUGCCGAACUGGUGCAAUGGGCUGAUGGCCUGCUGCUCGUCUACUCGAUAACGGAUCGCAAGAGCUUCAAUUAUAUACGCCGUGCCAAAUCAGAUCUGCAAUCGGAUACGCCCGUUCAGCUCUGCGCCAACAAAGUAGACAUGGUGCAUCUGCGCCAAGUGAGCCGAGAUGAAGGCGAAAUCCUGGCCAAAGACUUUGAGUGCAAAUUCAGUGAGGUCUCCGCCGCGGAUCAUGUCGACCAGGUCGCCGAGGUCUUCAAUGAACUGUGCAAGGAGGUGCUCGCCUGCAAGCGCAAGUCCAAGCAGAGCCUACUCGAGCGCAUGCUCGGCGGCACCCGUCCCUACAGCAGGGGCAAGAGCGAUAGUAAUUUGCCAAAAGACUGAUAUCACAAUUUUUUGUUUAAAUAAAAUACUCAUUUUUUAAAAGC